Molecule: messenger RNA, 420 nt
Organism: Mycetomoellerius zeteki
Lineage: Eukaryota; Metazoa; Arthropoda; Insecta; Hymenoptera; Formicidae
Exons: 3
Coding region: 1-420 (139 amino acids)
Source: RefSeq, a predicted model, not a curated record
AUGAUUAUAAAUGAACUACCACCGCAAAGUAGACUGGACAAUCGAAUAAUAUAUGGCUUGUGGUUUAGAAAAUCUAAACCAUUGAGACUAACUCAAUUCAAUGGUUUCUACGGUUGUAAUUGGUGUUUAUAUCCCGGCGAGAGUAUAUCCGGCACAGUGAAAUAUACUUUACAACAUCAGGAAUUGCAGGAAAGGAACAAUUUGGAACAUAUACAAAACAUGCAAUUUGUAGCUUAUCUUCCAAGACCAAUAACUGAACGACAUUAUUUGAAAGCUCGCGAAUGGGAAAACUGGGUACUAUUUUAUAGUUGUCCGCUAUUACAUGGAAAUCUCGAACAAAAAUUGAUUAAUCAUUGGUCUUUAUUCGUUCAUGCAUUGCACAUUUUGCUGUCGGAUACUAUUAUUUUAGUUGAUUUAUGA